UUGUUAAGCUCUUGGUGGUUUUGUUGCGAGUUGCGGAUGGAGAUAAGCCCACAAUGGGCUAUAUAUAUGAGGGCAUGGAUAGGGCGAAGGAGGGCAUCAAAUUCGUCUAUGGAGGAGAUGAGAGCAAGUAUGGUCCCAUUUGGGAGAUCAUUGAUAGGAGAUGGCAGCAUCAGCUUCAUAGGCCCAUCCAUGCAGCAACCUAUUAUCUGAAUCCGGCAUUCCGUUUUAUCCCUUCUUUCAAGGCUGAUGUGGAGGUCCUUAAUGUGCUAUACUCAAUCAUGGAGAAGAUGGGACCUGCUGGUACUUCUCAGAUAGAGCUUAUUCGAGAGCUACAGUUGUUCUUAGAUGCACAAGGGGAGACAUUCUCCCGUUCUCUCGCAAAAGACGUUAAAGCUGGUUGAGCAUGAAUACAAGCAGAUGUCAGCCAUGUUCAAAGCUAAAAUUGCAGAACUGGAGGAAAAAUCUAAUGACCUUUCACAUCUAUUACGAGAUAUGCAAGAAAGGGAAGGCAAGAAUUCUAGUAAAAUUCAAGGCAAAAAACAAUUUCAGUCAAAACUUACAUCUACCAGGGAAAUUAAGGAUUUAUCUCCCACAUCUGGUAACUUGUCUAAUGAGGCUGAUGGCUCUUCAAAUAUAAAUGAAUCUGCAAGCGAAGAAAAUUCAGCUGAAAGGAGGAUGUGUUUAAGGAGAGGGUCAGAUAAAAUUAACUACAAGGAACCAUCACUAAAGAAGAAGCUCAGGAAAAACAAUCAACAUGAAUGGUUAGAUAAAACUUCAUCUCAAAGCAAUUGCCAUGGUGGUGCUCUUCAUGGUCUGGAUAAUUUGGAGAAAGUUUGUGAGAAUGAAGUGCUGCAUUUUAGUGAUGUGCCUGAAUUUGACCGAGUGAUACAGGAUCAUUCAGCUUCUGGAGAACUCAGAGACCUGCGGGAGUCUAUAGAAUCAUGCCAAUCCCUUGAAGAUGCUUGCUUUUCUUCCAUGAAAAUGUCAGCUUUUAGAGGUAAAGCAGCAAGAGUUAAGAUUGAACAGUAUCAAGAUGAAGAACAAGAGGGGUGUGCUCACCCCGAUUCAUCUUUGAAUGCUGCUUUGAGUUUAGAGUCGACUCAUCCAUUGAGAUCGCUGGCAGGAAGACCUAUGCGGAAAGCAGCAGAGGCUGUGGUUUCUUACAAGGAAAUUCCUUUAAAUAUCAAAAUACGAAGAUCAGCAUGAAGCAUUGAUUGCUUUCAGCACAUGAGAUCCUUCUUUUCUUGAUGUAAAUUGUUCAAAUAUAUUGAAAACUUUAUCAGGAAGAGCUAACUCAACAUGGGUUAUGGAAACCGCUUCAAAUCCUCAUUGUAUUAUAUGGGGAAGCAACAACUUUGUCUUUCCUGCUAAACUAACCGUCCUCGGAACUUCAUGUAUGUAGUUGAUGAAUAUGCCAUGUUCUUGAAAAACAUACUUUAUUGGCUUGAUAUGUUCAAGUUUUGAUAAA
Cryptomeria japonica (Japanese cedar) is the source of this 1468-nucleotide messenger RNA. RefSeq lists its product as uncharacterized. The transcript has 6 exons. Gene Ontology annotation, biological process: meiotic sister chromatid segregation; maintenance of meiotic sister chromatid cohesion. The record is from RefSeq and is a predicted model, not a curated record. Gene Ontology annotation, cellular component: nucleus; chromosome, centromeric region. Lineage: Eukaryota; Viridiplantae; Streptophyta; Pinopsida; Cupressales; Cupressaceae. The coding region runs from base 346 to 1206 and encodes 286 amino acids.